AUGCCUUGGACACGUAAUGAAUUGAUGUAUUAUUCGCUCGUCGUUAAGACGCGACCCAGCAUCGUUGGAGUUGCUCGAUACCAUCCCAGCGGUCCGACCAAGCUAUUUCCCCGUCCGUCCGACCGACCGACCGCCCGCCCGCCCGGCCCCGACCGGGCACCCGGCGCGCCUAUCGGGACGCGCAUUGAGCGGGCUGAGACGCUGUCGCGAAUAGCAGGCGAGGACACGUCCAUACCCGUCAGGCGUGCCAACAUGGCCCAGGCGACUUCCCUCAAGGCCGCGGCCGCUUUGGCGGGCAGGUCUGGUGAGCGCCGAGAUGUCAGAUAUCAGCAUCAGCGACAGCAAACUCUCGACGGCGGGAAUCUUGCCUCCGCGGGCAUCCAUCCCACCAACCAAACGCGCGGCUUGUCGCUUGCGCAGAAACUCAAAAUGUGA
Messenger RNA from Gaeumannomyces tritici R3-111a-1, 435 nucleotides. RefSeq lists its product as hypothetical. The transcript is spliced from 3 exons. NCBI's taxonomy places the organism in Eukaryota, Fungi, Ascomycota, Sordariomycetes, Magnaporthales, Magnaporthaceae. The coding region runs from base 1 to 435 and encodes 144 amino acids. The record is from RefSeq and is a predicted model, not a curated record.